Molecule: messenger RNA, 1981 nt
Organism: Rhipicephalus sanguineus (brown dog tick)
Lineage: Eukaryota; Metazoa; Arthropoda; Arachnida; Ixodida; Ixodidae
Product: M-phase-specific PLK1-interacting protein
Exons: 2
Coding region: 169-813 (214 amino acids)
Source: RefSeq, a predicted model, not a curated record
CGAAGCGCCGGCCAACUAAAGCCGAGCCAUUAGGCCAGCCGAAGCCAGCCGCAACAAAGUCGUAAAAUGGCGCCCAUUUGACAUGGCGCAGGACCGUGUUGAGAGUUUUAAAAGUCAUUUUGGCGCAUUUUUGUUCUAAUAAGGUGACGUGUGAACACGUAAAUAGCAAUGCAGAACGAAAGCUCUCCACGCGAUAAGCGGCCUUUGUUCGCCCAAGGAGUCAUAUAUCCGUCGCCACCAGCGUCGCCGUACCGGAGCCCGAAUGGCGGGCAGCAGCAGCAGCAACCGUCCUACGCGCCGAACUUUUCUUCACCAAGUCAGACCCACUCAGGUUCUCCAUAUUCCUCACCUAGGUUCAGCACGCCCGUUUAUGGCCACCACCCCAGACAGCCAAAGUACCCGAGAGAAAGCUACGGUUCGCCACGAUCGCCGUGGCAACAGCAAGGUUACCACGGUUAUCCAUCACGCCAACGCUUUUCUUCUAAUCGGCUGUCUUCGGGCUCUCGAGGAUCCAGUUGGUCCGGAUCGCCGUUCCAGUCGCCCCGUGACGGAGCCAGCAGUGGUUCCAAGAGCUAUGUCAAGCCAUCCAUGGUCGAAGACCCGUGGGCAGAGCUGCAAGACAUGCUUCAGGUCAAGAAAGGUCAACCGGGCAAUGCUUCCGCAAACACGACCACGGAAGAGUCACCUGCAGAGACUGCGUUCGACGUCAAUGCAUCACAGUCGGACAACAGCGAGCAGUGUACGGCUGACACUGGCAGUAAACCCUUGGCCGAAGAACCUGAGCUAAUUGCAGACGAAAAACAGUGCUCUUAGCAGCAGCCAGAGACUGCUCUCGUGUUAAGUGCUCUUGUGGACGUCAAUAACGUGCGCCCAGUGUGGCGUGCUUGCUCAAUGACCUGGACCAAUGGCCUCCCAUGAACAUUGCAUGCGUGUGUUGUAGUGCUUGUGCCAAGCACGAGCGCCAGCUCACCAUUUUUUUAAUUGCAAGUUGCGCCACUUUCUUCGGAGACUGUACUCACGUAUGUAAAUGCUCUGAAGAACCGUUUUCUCGACUUACAUUAACAAUUGAGUCCCAUGCCACUGCAUCAAGCUGUAAGUAAAGCACAUCACUGCACCAUCAAAUCUUCAUUUAUGUUCACUCUGAAAGGUUGCAAUGGUCUGUGCACCAUAAAGCAGAGCCUAAUGUUCAGACAUUGUCCUUUUCAUAUUUUAAAUAAGGUGCCAUGAGUUUCAAGGGCAAUUUGCAUGGUUAUAGGCAAAAAUGCUACACGUCCCAACCUGAGCCAUAGUCUGCUACGCUUACUGCAGUUGAUCGGAGAAGCGCCAGAUUGCGUGAGGCAUCUGGAAUAAAACAAUUCAUUCCUAGUUGGUGGAAGAAAAGCGCGCACGUGGAAGAAAUGCAAAGCACCAGGGUGCAGGUUGGACUCCCGGCCGCAUGUCGAUGGGGUGAUACGCAUUGAUGUAGGUGUGCAAUAGAAAUCAAUUCGGAGCCCCCACUUCAGCUUGCCUCGUCAGCCUAUCAAGGUUGUAGCAUGUAAUAAACCCCCCUCAUGAGUCUGGUUACAGGAAAUAAAAAUGUAUAGUGACUUACCAUUUCAGCUAGCACAGCUGUUUGAAGCCUUCACCGGAGUACCUGAAUGCAGAAGACAGCCAACAGUCACAAUGAGCAUCUAGAUCCUUUACAAGGUGUUAAGUACACAAACAUCAGGAAUAGACACUUGGAGAGAAGUUUCAUGGGCUAACAUUUCAGAGCUCCACCAACCAGUGCCACCACCAUCACUCAAUAAAGGUACCAACUGUGUACAGACCCUCAUAUUUUUUCUUCUGCCAUGACAGUGCAACAAUAUCAAAAGUGCAUGAUGCAAUGGCAUCACCAUGGUCACACAUGUCCAGAUAAACAGUAUCAAACUCAAGAAAAAAAAAAAUCUCGGCACUUUCCAAUGCUUCACACUGGUAACUGCUGAUAAACGGCAGAAAGAUC